Serinus canaria (Common canary) is the source of this 1461-nucleotide messenger RNA. It is a transcript of the gene HIPK4, whose product is annotated as homeodomain interacting protein kinase 4. Gene Ontology annotation, cellular component: nucleus; cytoplasm. NCBI's taxonomy places the organism in Eukaryota, Metazoa, Chordata, Aves, Passeriformes, Fringillidae. Gene Ontology annotation, molecular function: protein tyrosine kinase activity; ATP binding; protein serine/threonine kinase activity. The coding region runs from base 1 to 1461 and encodes 486 amino acids. The record is from RefSeq and is a predicted model, not a curated record. Gene Ontology annotation, biological process: peptidyl-serine phosphorylation; peptidyl-threonine phosphorylation. The transcript is spliced from 2 exons.
AUGGUGACAUUAGUGGUAGGUGCCGAGUGCUAUGACAUAAUGGCCAUGGUGGGGAAAGGGACUUUUGGACAGGUGAUCCAGGGGCAGUGCAGGAGCACUGGGGAGAUGGUGGCCAUCAAGAUCCUGAAGAACUGUGAUCACAAUGGCCAAAUAGUGAAGAAUGAACUGAGGCUGCUGCAGGCUUUGCGGGAGGGGGACACAAAGGACUCUCAUAUCAUCCAUUUCCUCGAGUCCUUCAGUGACACAGUCUGGACCUACCUGGUCUUCGAGCUGCUGCAGCAAAACCUCUUUGACUUCCAAAAGCAAAACAACUUCUCACCGCUGCCAGUCCGCCACAUCCGAACCAUCACAGCACAGGUGCUGGUGGCACUGGUCAAGCUGAAGGAGCUCUCCAUCAUUCAUGCUGACCUUAAGCCAGAGAACAUCAUGCUGGUGGACCAUGCACGCUAUCCAUUCCGCAUCAAGCUUGUUGAUUUUGGUUCGGCUAUACUCCUCCCUGAGGUCUGCCAUGUCCAGGAGCCCUACAUCCAAACCCGCUUCUACCGGGCUCCAGAGAUCUUGCUGGGGUUGCCCUUCUGCGAGAAGGUAGACAUCUGGUCUUUGGGCUGCGUGAUGGCAGAGCUUCACUUGGGUUGGCCACUCUACCCUGGCAACGACGAAUAUGACCAGGUAUGCUACAUCUGCUCCACCUUGGGGCUACCCCGGGGUGAGCUGCUCUGUGCUGCCCAAAAGACACAGUCCUUCUUCCAACGUGUGCCAUGUUCAACUGGUACCUGGCAGCUCAAACCACCAGGGAAGGUGAUGGCAAAGCCGAUGGAGAGGAGGGAGCAUAUCUUUUCCUCACUGGAUCAGUUGGUGGUGGCAAAUGUCUGCCCGAUGCCUGAUCCUGAUCAGGAGGAGCUAGCCAAGCACUGUGAUCUGUACAGGAUGGUGGAGCUGGUCAAGAGGAUGCUCACUUGGGACUCGCAUGAGCGAAUCACACCCAGUGCUGCCCUUCAUCAUCCCUUCAUCUCCAUGCAGGAGGUGAAGGCCAGCUUUGAGGCCACCCAGUACUACCAGCUCAGUCAGGAAGACCUGAGGGCAUCCUGUAAGGAUUCCAGCAUAGUCAAGAUCUUCCCAGGCACAGAGAAAGGUGCCUUCAUCCCUGCCAGCCAGGGAGGCAUCCAGAAGGCCACUGCCCAGAUGGAUGGGCUCAGCCUGGCUGAGCCAGCUGGGGACACUGGUGGCAAGUGUCAGCAGGACAUCUGUCAAGCCCCCAGUCUCAUCCACUGUGGAAGCCAGUACUGUCAACAUCAUUGGUGUCCCGAGAUGGAGCCCACCAAUGAGAGCUCUGGUGAUGUGGCGCAACCCCAAGCCUCCAGGGAUUUGGAGAAUGGGCUCCAGAGGCUGGGCUGGGACGCCCCUGCAGUACUCAGCACGCUCCUCCUACCACAGAGCCUGUGGCACUCCCAGCACCACUGA